AUGAAUUCAGAAGAUAUAAUUAAUUCUGGCCUUCUACAUAGAAAUUUCAAUCUCGCUCCACAAUUAGUUGAGAGGGCAGAAGGACAAUAUUUGUAUCUCUCUGACAGGAGGAUACUAGAUGGAUGUGGGGGAGCAGCGGUUACUUCAGUGGGGCAUUCCAAUCCGACUAUAAUUCAAGAGCUUACAGAUCAAUUGCAAACAGUUACAUAUGUCCAUUCCUUAGAAUAUACAACCACAGCUGCGGAGGAGUUUGCAAAUAACUUAUUGAGCGGCUACGAAGACAUAUUCGCUAGGGCCUAUAUAGCUAACUCUGGCAGCGAGGCCACGGAGGCCGCUAUCAAGAUGGCUAUUCAGUAUUAUUACGAACAAGGUUUAACAUCUAAGACUGAAUUUAUAUCACGAUAUCAAUCGUAUCAUGGUAACUGUCUCGGCGGGCUUUCGUUGAGUGGUCACGUUUGUCGCUCUAAACCUUACCUAGAAGUACUAAGUCCUCAUAUGCAUAAAGUCAGUGCAGCUAAUGAAUACAGGUUCAAGGCUGAGGAAGAAUCAACUCAAGAUUAUGUGAAUCGGUUGGCAAACGAACUAGAAGACAAAAUACUUGAAAUAGGUCCUCAAAAGGUCGCAGCAUUUUAUGCUGAAACCAUUGUAGGUGCCACAGCGGGGUGCGUAGUUCCUCCAGCUGGAUAUUUCAAGGCAAUAAGAAAUAUCUGUGACAAGUAUGACGUUUUGUUGAUAUUAGAUGAAAUUAUGUGUGGAUCAGGUAGAACGGGAACGUUCUUUGCUUGGGAACAAGAGUCAGUUGUCCCUGAUAUUGUCACUUGCGGUAAAGCCUUGUCAAGUGGGUUCUCGCCUCUUUCUGCCUGUAUUUUCAAUCACAAGGUUUUGAAAGUUAUCCAAGAAGGUUCAGGUUCUUUUAAUAAUGGCCACACAUAUCAAGCAUUUCCUUUAGCGUGCCGUGCGGGUUUGGCUGUACAGAAAUAUGUGAAGAAGAACAAAUUGUUGGAAGCUGUACGUAACAACGGAGACUAUUUGCUGAAAGCUUUAAAGUCUAAAUUAAAGGAUUCUGAUAUUGUCGGAGAUAUAAGGGGUCGUGGACUUUUUUGGGCAAUUGAAUUUGUCAGGAAUAAGACAUCUAAAGAGCCGUUUCCUGCUUCUUUGGGGAUAGGCUUACGAAUUCAGCAAUCGAUAUGGAAAAAUGGAGUCGCUGUCUACCCCGGUGCCGGAACAAUAGACGGAAUUACUGGUGAUCAUAUUUUGAUCGCACCUAUGUUCAUCACGACUGAGCUGGAUAUAGAUAUUAUUGUAGAUUGCAUUCGAAGUUCUGUUAAUACGAUUGAGAAAGAACUAUUGGGUCGUUACAUAUAG
This is a messenger RNA of Priceomyces carsonii, 1365 nucleotides long. RefSeq names its product Bio32p (gene BIO32). Gene Ontology annotation, cellular component: cytosol. Gene Ontology annotation, molecular function: transaminase activity; pyridoxal phosphate binding. NCBI's taxonomy places the organism in Eukaryota, Fungi, Ascomycota, Pichiomycetes, Serinales, Debaryomycetaceae. The coding region runs from base 1 to 1365 and encodes 454 amino acids. The record is from RefSeq and is a predicted model, not a curated record. The transcript has a single exon.